Chiloscyllium plagiosum (whitespotted bambooshark) is the source of this 5129-nucleotide messenger RNA. It is a transcript of the gene atxn7, whose product is annotated as ataxin 7. NCBI's taxonomy places the organism in Eukaryota, Metazoa, Chordata, Chondrichthyes, Orectolobiformes, Hemiscylliidae. The record is from RefSeq and is a predicted model, not a curated record.
GGUAAGGUGAUGUGUUCCAUGUGCGUUCAUAGCCACCAUUAUAUUUCAGGCAGUUCUGCAUUAACAGAGAAGCUGACUUUAUCACCAAGCUCUUUGAAGAUGUUAUAGAGUGCUCUGCAUUAUUAUCGAGGAUUGUCAAAGCCAGACACCUCUGCUGGUGGCUCAUUGUUGUUCGGUCUAUAUAUUGCAUAGGGAUCCACCAUUCCUAGUCUGGAUAGCAGGUUGAUGUCAGUCCUGAAUGAAUAUUAUCUGUUGCUUCUGACAUUGGCGUCUGCAAUUUUAAAAGUUUUCUUGGGGGGGGGGGGGGGGAGUUCGUCAACAGCAAGGUUACUGUUUUUUGUGCCUUUUGCUUUUUUCCCAUUUCACGGCCUGUCAUAUGAUGGUACUGAAGCAAAUGGCAAGAGGGGCAACAACAGCAUCAUCACAGAAUUCUUGCGGCAAAAAUAGGCCAUUCAGCCCGUUGGUCUGCUCUGGAUAAGUACAAGAACAUCUCAGCUCGCCCAACUACCCUGCUGUCACUUUCUGAACAAACUGGGAAAGUACCAAGUGCCGGUAUUUGUACUGUACAGCCACAUUCUGACCAGCAUAGUCAUGGUGAUGUUUAACAUAUCCAUGAGUUUAAAGAAUGACACAACGCAGGAGGCCACUCAGCCUCUGCUAGCUUUUUGAAAGAGCUUCAACCUGCUGUUCUCGGCGAAAAUAAACAAAUAAAAACCCUCCAAGUAUUUACGCAAUAAAUUCAUUUUACAGGUUAUAACGUGAACUGUCUGCUAUGAGGCGGUGCAUUGAUUGAGUGUGUUAAAGGGCAGAGUGGGGGUCGCGGGGCCACAGAAACUUGCCCCGGUGUUGCAGAGUCCCAGCAGCGCCUCCUGUUAAAGGGGAGGGGACGCCAGUUAAAGGGGAGGGCGAAUUCCUGCCAAAAUGUAGCGAAAAGAUGGCGGAAACGGCCGAGGCUGACGUCAGCGCGGCCCGAAGUGCGGCCGGGCAGCAAGAAGGAUCAGCAAUGGCGACUGUGGAGAGGAGACUACCCAGUCCGGAGGCGCUGGCGGGACAGCCCUGGACCCACUGGAUCGAUGCCGCCAAACAGCACGGGGCGGACGGCACCGAAUUGGAAGAAACUUUUAAGGAGUGCGGGAAAAACCGGGAGGUGAUGCGGCUGAGCCGGGAAGAUAUGCCAAUAUUUGGUCACUGUCCAGCACAUGAUGAUUUUUAUCUGGUGAUGUGUAAUCAUUGUAAUCAAGUUGUAAAGCCCCAGGCCUUUCAAGCACAUUAUGAAAGAAGACACGGUACUUCAAGCAAACCACCUGUGACUCCUCCACCCUCCAACUCUUAUUCUUCCCCGUUCUCAAAAAACAGAAGCGGUAGUGAUUGUGGGAACAGUCGCUCUUCUGGUGGAAACUGUGCUUCGUUUGGCUCUAAGAUACAGAAAUCCCCCAAAGAGAAACUUCACUUCAGUGGUAUGAGCAGACCACUUUACCUGGUUCACCAUGGCAAGAUGCACCAUGAUAAAAACAUGACUUCAGUGGUCAGACCAGAGAAGAUGCAUCCUAAUGUGAAGAUUGAUGGCACAUCAUUGAAAAUGAUGCCAGUUCCUGUUCAUUCCACCACUGUGAAUGCUUCAAUAAAAACUGGCCUUAAUUGCCCUACAAUACCAAAGGCACCCCUGCCCUCCACUGGACAGAUACCCAAUGGUAAAAAUCUUCUGUCAACUCCUUCAUCCUCAGAAAAGAAACUUGAAGAUGCUAAAAAUAUCAAGAAAUCCUCUUCUCAUAAACGACUGUCAGAGCGGGAAUUUGACCCAAACAGACACUGUGGUGUUCUCGAUCCUGAAAGCAAGAAACCAUGUACAAGAUCUUUGACAUGCAAGACACAUUCCUUGAGCCAACGGAGAGCAGUACCAGGUCGCAGGAAACAUUUUGACCUUUUGUUGGCUGAGCACAAAAACAAACCCAGGGAAAAAGAAUCUCAUCGAAUCUCUGAGCAUCAUCACCAGGCACCCCUUCUCAGGGAAUCACAUCCCUCACCAUCUAAAACUUCCCAGGAAUUGCAUCAGAAUUCCCAUGGGAAUAUUACAUCGGAUGUAAAACAAAUGGUGUCUGGCAAAACCAAACUUCACAAUCCAAGUCUUCCAAGGCCUGCCGGUUGUACAUUACAGCACAGUGGCAAUACCACUACUGACACCACACCGGUGUGCGAAUCUCACCCCUCAUUAGUGGGAUCAGACUCCGCAUCCAGGUUGUCUAGUGAUGAGGGAGAAUGUGACGAUAAAGAGGAAUCUGCAGAAAAACUAGACUGCCAUUAUUCUGGACAUCAUCCUAGACCAGCAGCUCUUUGCACCUUUGGAAGCCGGCAGGUUGGCCGAGGCUACUUUGUCUUUGACAGGCGAUGGGACCGCUUUCGAUGUGCACUUAGCUCUAUGUUUGAAAAGCAUCAUAAUUCUCAGAUGUGGAAAAGAAUUCCUCCUGCAGUGGAAAGCCCUACUUCAGCACAGUCAAGCCCAUAUGUUACUAGCACAAACUCUACACUGUCACAUUACAGUGUUAGUGCUACAGGUUUUAUUCCCUCUACGUCGUUAUCAUCUUUGGCACCUCCAGUGUUGGUUUCUUCUCCAUUUAUGUCACCCAUUGAAAGUAAAUCUGUGCUAUCAUAUGCAACUACUCUAAAUGCUCACCCUGCUGCCUUGGGCGUCAUGGACCCUGCUUAUUGUAUGCAAUCUAGACAUGUGUCUUCACCUUCUGUGAUGCCUUCUGGGCUUUCUUCAGUUCCUUCACCCGUAUUUAAUAAACCUCAAAAAAUGAAACCCAGCAAGUCUUUUAAACCUAAAGAUCUGUCAUCUACCAGCAGUAAUAGUAAUAGCAACACCAGUAGCAACAAUAACAGCAGCAGUUCUGGAAAGAAAAGAAAAAAUAUUUCUGCACUGCCACUGCAUUAUUCUUCCACUCAUUCCACAGAAUCUCUGAAGAAAAAUUGUGUGAAUUCUGGGAGCUUGGGGACCUCUUUCUACUCAUCUGUCACCUCAUCAUACAGCAGCGUGCACAACGUCAGUCUAAAUUGUACAAGCAAGAUGAACUCUUCAGGCCUCAAACAUGACCAAUCAGGAAAAGGACUCCAAAUGGGGAUUCCUGCAGAAUCAAUUAAACGAAUGAGUGUUGUUAUGAACAGUAGUGAUUCCACUCUUUCUCUCGGGCCAUUUGUUCAUCAGUCAAAUGAACAGACUGUAAAUUUACAUGGUGGCUUUUCACACCCACAUACCCCACUGGACAAACUGGAAGGGAAAAAGCGGAAAAGCUCACCAGGUUCAAGUACCAUAAAUAGUGGUAACAAAUCGAACAAGAUUGCCAAAUCACCUGUGGUAAACAAUGUUCAUUCAAAACAUCCCAACGUGAUCCCAGGAACACCAGGGCUUUCCAACAACACUCUCCUUCAUCAGCCAAAGGCCCGACCCUAGUACCAAUGCUCUACUGGAAGAAACUGGACAUCUUUAUUUUUUUUUAAGCAGGCAUCUAAGAGGCCUUGGAAUUAUCUCAACUUCCUGUAUUCCUCAGGUCUGGAGGUACUGUGGUUAGCAGAAUUUAAGCAUUGAAUAGGCUCUAAAGCCAAGUUUGUGGAAAUGCCAGCUUCUGUAAUGGCAUAUUUUAAAUUGAAUUCACAUAGAUAUCUAGAUAAAAUUUGGCCAUUGCAGCUGUUCAAAUCAGUAUUAAAUAUUGGGUAUGGCGAUAAAAUGACUACUGAUCUGAGAUUUAUGCAAAGAUGCAGUUUUUAAACAACUUUCCACUAAUGAGUGCAUUGCUGAACAGAACUGCCAAGAGUUUAAGCAUAAGCAUAAUGACAAAAUAAGUUAAUGGGAUGUUUUUGUUUUAACGACCCUUGGCAUCUACUGGAAAUUUGUAACACAAAACAAAUAUGUUGUAUUUAUUUUUUCAUUAGAUUUGUGUGUACUGUGUCUACAAUUGAACUAAACAGUUGCCAAGUAUGAUGACUUGUCAGGUUAUUUUUGAAGUUACUGUUUUAUUUUUGUUCAAUCUGCAAAUCUUGGCUUUUUUGAGCAGACAAAAAUGUGGAAUUAAAAUGACAAAUCGGAAGUUAAAGUCCAGCAAAUGCUAUAGAGUUUUGUUUAUGGUGAUUAUUUUAAGAUUUUUGUGUGUAAAUUCUAACUGCUAUCUGGUUAGAAAUACAGCAGACUGGUGAGCUGAAAGAAAAUUGCAUCAUGUUUAGAGUAUAAAUGCAACAAUUUUAUCUUUAUGAAUAAAAGUAUUCAAGUUUGCUUAAAUUAAUCAAUUUUGUACCAUGAGUGUGGUACAAACUACUGGGAUUCAGUGGCAUUUGCAGCUUGGUCUUGCCUUUAGAAAAUGGUAAGAAAAUGAAAUGAUUUUAGUGUACGCUGCUUCCUCCCCUUUUGGCCUAUGUGUAGUCCUCAAUUUUUGCACUAAUAGAUUAUAUCCGUAAUCCCAACUAUUCUGGAAUAGAUUUUAAUAAAAAGGGAUACAGUUGAGUUUUCAUGUCAGAAUGUGAAAAAUCAGGGAUUUCAAAAUGAAUUCCACAAAACAUGCUUAAAAUGACCACUUUAUUGAAAAUUUGGGCACUUUUCGACAUUUUCCCUACUUGUCUACAAAUUGGGUAAUCAGCUGAAAGCAAUGUUUGCAACACCAAUCGUGUUGCACCUUUCUCUUUCUCCCCAAUCUAGAUGUAAGGAAUAAUGUGUGUACAGUAUGGAGAAUGUGAGCAUACACUAACACAAUGUUACAGUAAUCUUAAUAGAUUUUUGUGGAGAAUCUAAUGAAUGCUAUAAAGACAGAUUUAAGAAAUUGAAAAACUAGUGUAUAGUUACUCUUGAAAUCAUUGAACAAAUGGCAGGAAAACAAUUAAAUAAGCCAUCUGUUGCAUAUGCAAUUCCUCAACAUUUUAAGUUGGUGACCAAGUAAUAAUGCCAUUUCCUUGCUGGGUUGCAAAGGCUUCUAUUAAUAUAAAAUCGCUCCUUUCUGCUGUAAUAAAAUGGCACACCUUCUGCAUCCAAGUAGAUAUUUUUACAACUGGCUUUUACUGAACCUUACUUGUUCCUUUGGGACAGUUAUCAAUUGUAACUCUGUUUUCUUACCCCAAUUUUCAACAAACUAAGUGUCACAAAUUUU